UCCCCCUUAGCAAACGAAGUGGAGUUUUACUGUUUAUCGACCAUAUUUUGGAGAUUAUGGCUGAUUGUUUUUUGGUCUUGCCACCAUUGACAAGGGACAAAGCUGUCAUUCUUGGGAAAAACUCUCAAAGACCAGCAACAGAAGUUCAGGAAGUGAUUUACAAGACAGCUAAAAUAAAUUCAGAUGGUGCAAAAGUUCAGUGCACAUACAUUGAGGUAGAUCAGGUCAAAAAGACAAAUGCUGUGAUCAUCAGUAAGCCUGCAUGGAUGUGGGGGGCAGAAAUGGGCUCCAAUGACCAGGGAGUAUCUGUUGCCAUGGCACCCAUCUGGACUAAAGUGAAUGGGCCAAGUGACCUUGAGGAGAGAUUACUAGGUCAGGACCUGACAAGGCUUGCAUUAGAAAGAGCUAAUACAGCCAGAGAUGCAGUAGUGGUGAUUACUAAACUUCUAUCACAGUAUGGCCAAGGGGGUGCAGGAUGUGAAGAGACUGGAUCACAGAAAUGGGGUCAUCAUAAUAGCUUCCUGAUUGCAGAUAAAGAGGAGGGAUGGAUCUUAGAAACAGCAAGAAAUUAUUGGGUGGCCAAAGUUAUCAAAGAUGGAUUUUAUAACAUCUCCACCACACCAACCAUUGGUUGUGAUUUUGAUAUGAGUUCUGAGGACUUGGUAGAGAGGUGUAUAAAGGAAGGUUUAUACAUAACUGAUAGUGGACCUUUCAACUUUGCUGCCAUUUUCUCAGACCCACAGAGGGAUGAGGGGGGCACUGCAGAUCGCAGGGAUAAAGGACGACAGCUGCUGGAAAAAUUCACAGCUAAAAAGGAAUUUGGAUUGGUUGAGAUGAUGGAGAUUUUGCGUGAUCAGGAAAGUAAUAUCUGCAUGUCAGGACCAUUUAUGACAACAGGAAGUAUGAUAUCAGUGAUUUCCCCUAUUGUUCCAGCAUGCCACUGGCUGACAGCGACUCCAAAUCCUGUAGCCAGCUUCUUCAAACCCUUCAUCUUCUGCCCUAACAACCAAGCUGGGACAUUAACAUCAUCACCAUUCUAUGGAGAAAAGAACACAGUAAAAUUAACACCCCAGGAGCAAGUUGACCGAAGUCAUCCACUUGUUGAGGGGCACAAAAAACUCCUGGAUCUCCUGGAGCAGGAUGAGCUACAAGGUCACAUGAUUAAGAAGAAUCUUAGAGAACUAGAGCAGAAUUGUCUUGAGGAUAUCAAGGAGGUUUUGUCUCAGUUUACUGAACAAAGCUGUGUCAAAGUUGCUGCUAUAUUUAGCCACAUGUGUAAUAUUGAAAUGAACUUUUACAAAAUGUAAGUUUCUUCUCCAUGUGUCAAAUUUCAUUAUUGUUAUUAGAUUAGCAGAAAGCUUUAGUAGCCAAUUUAAGCUUUUUAAAAGACUCUUUGAAUUAUUUAAGGAAUAACUGUCUAAUUUUUUGGUUUCAUGAUGUGAUCAAUCGAUUCGUGAUAAUUUGCAUAAAUGCCUUCGGCGUUUAUGCAUAAAAUUAUCACGCAAGCCAGUCGAUUGAUCAUCGUCAUGAAACCAAAAAAUCUGACAGUUAUUCCUUAUAUUUAUAUGCUCUUGAUUCUGCAAAGUCACGUGCUACAAGCCCCGCUUCUGUCUCUAUUUGUCCCGCCCUGAACGUGAUUUUUUUUUUCACCAUGCCUUUCGAUGAACCAGUGGAUUUAUGUAGAAAUAAAGUAUUUUUACUAUUUGAAAUUUUAUCUCGGACAAGGACAUUGGAAAUGUAAAUAUUUAGAAAUAAAUACUAGGUUUUGAAAUUUUUUCUGAUGUAGGGAAUCUUAGAUAAAAUCAAAAAAGUACCCGGACUAGUUCUGUGCAAUUUGAGUCAGAGAAUUUUUAUUUUUAUGAGAAAAAUUCUUUUUGGGUGAGUUUUUUAUAAUGGUGUUGAUGAAGUGAGAAAUAAAUAUAAUUCCAGAUUACACAUAUUUGCUGUAACAUAUAUAUGAAUAUGUAUUUUGAUAAUGUGUAUUUUGAUGAUCAGUAGACCUACUUCUAUUGAAUAAUUUAAUAAUGAUUUAUUAAGCAACCUUUGAAAUAUUGCAAGCAAAAAACUUUCAAAACUUACCUCUUCAUACAGUUUUGGUAUAAUGGUAUAAUAUAACACAGAAGAAAGCUAAAUGUAAUUAAAACACAGGUGGGUAAUACACAUUUAUAUUUAUUAAAGAUACAAAACAUGGUGCAUAAAAUAUACAAGGAUAGUUUUGGCUUUCUGAUAUCUUCAGAACAAUAAAUUAUAUUUGUUUAAGAUAUAUUCAUCUGCAGGAUAAGGAAAAGAGUAUUAUUUCCUCACAUUCCUAAUGCUAUGCAUAGAAUAAAUUUGCUAGAUGUUUAUUUUAGCAUUUUUUGAUGUCGACAAGAAAGAUUUAGUGUGAGAGGAACACUUUCAGCUGAACAGUUGCAAUGUAGGAGUAUAAGCAGGGUUAUAAAACUUAGUUGGUU
Molecule: messenger RNA, 2453 nt
Organism: Saccostrea echinata
Lineage: Eukaryota; Metazoa; Mollusca; Bivalvia; Ostreida; Ostreidae
Product: secernin-2-like
Exons: 7
Coding region: 57-1307 (416 amino acids)
Biological process (GO): proteolysis
Molecular function (GO): dipeptidase activity; cysteine-type exopeptidase activity
Source: RefSeq, a predicted model, not a curated record